AUCCUGCAGGACAGCGACGACGGCAGUGGCCGCGCGAGCGCAGGUCGGGGUGGCCGUGGCGGCCUGCGCGCGGGUGUGAGCCGCGGUGACCCCGCCGGCCCGAGGAGGGCGGCCGCGGGGCGGCCUGCGGACCCGAUUUGAAGGCUGCAUUGUCCUGCCUCCAGUACCAGCAGUUUCUCUGUUCUGUGAUCAAUGUGAUUCACAGGAACUUCUUAAGUAGAAAACGAAAUGAUCCAGGGGCGUGGAAAAUAUGAUUUUUAUAUUGGUCUGGGAUUGGCUAUGAGCUCCAGCAUUUUCAUUGGAGGGAGUUUCAUUUUGAAAAAGAAAGGUCUCCUGCGACUUGCCAGAAAAGGCUCCAUGAGAGCAGGUCAAGGCGGCCAUGCGUAUCUUAAAGAAUGGUUGUGGUGGGCUGGACUGCUAUCAGUGGGAGCUGGUGAGGUGGCCAACUUCGCUGCGUAUGCGUUUGCUCCGGCCACGUUGGUGACUCCGCUGGGAGCGCUCAGUGUCCUAGUGAGUGCCAUUCUUUCUUCAUACUUUCUAAAUGAAAGACUUAAUCUUCACGGGAAAAUUGGGUGUCUGUUAAGUAUUCUAGGGUCUACAGUUAUGGUCAUUCAUGCUCCAAAGGAAGAGGAGAUAGAGACCUUAAAUGAGAUGUCUCACAAGCUGGGUGAUCCAGGUUUUGUGGUCUUUGCCACCCUUGUGGUCAUUGUGUCCUUGAUAUUAAUCUUCAUAGUGGGACCCCGCCAUGGACAGACCAACGUUCUCGUGUAUAUAACAAUCUGCUCUGUGAUCGGAGCAUUUUCGGUGUCCUGUGUCAAAGGCCUGGGCAUCGCUAUUAAAGAACUGCUUGCUGGAAAGCCCGUGCUGCAGCACCCGCUGGCCUGGGCCCUGCUGCUGAGCCUGGUGGUGUGUGUGAGCACACAGAUCAAUUACCUAAACAGGGCUCUGGACAUAUUCAACACCUCCAUUGUGACGCCCAUUUAUUACGUGUUCUUCACAACAUCGGUUUUAACUUGUUCAGCUAUUCUUUUUAAGGAGUGGCAGAAUAUGCCUGUUGACGAUGUCAUUGGUACUUUGAGCGGCUUCCUUACCAUCAUUGUGGGCAUAUUUUUAUUGCAUGCCUUUAAAGAUCUCAGUUUUAGUCUAGCAAGUCUGCCAUUGUCUUUUCGAAAAGAUGAGAAAGUAAUGAAUGGCAAUCCCUCCAAUAUGUAUGAAAUUCUUAAUAAUAACGAAGAAAGCUUAACCUGUGGAGUUGAACGCACUAGUGAAAGUAUCUCCCGAAGAAAUGGAAACCUGGCAGCUUUUUAAAAAAGAAGAAGUUAAAAAUUUAAUCUAUAGUUCUGCUAUAAAGUGAAUUUGAAUAUCUGAAAAAGCAUAGUCCUCAAGUAAGUUUCUCUAAAGACAAUCUUUUUAAAGGUUUCACUAAUCGGGACCAAGAUAAUACUUUUCAUACAUUUAAACAAUGGUAGCUCACUAAAAUGACCUCAGUAUGUGGCCGAUUUCUGUUUCUAGUAACACUGUAUUAUUUUAGAGGUAUUUUAAAUUUUGAGUCCUUUACCCAAGACUAAAUGCACUAGUGACAAUUUUAAGUCUAUAAAAAUGCUUUAUUUUUUCAUUGGUAUAAAAGUCUGAAAUGUAUAUUUGUCAUCUUCUCUGUCAAUCCUGACCAUUUUAAAUUUUUUCAAUUUAAAAAGAACAAAAUUAUCUGAAUACAAUAUGCUCUGGUUUACCUUGCCUAUAAAAUGCCUCCUGUUUGAUGAAUUAUUUUGAUUUUGAACUGUUAUUUUAAGGAAAUCUUAAGUUACUAAAUGAGGACAAACUCCAGACAAAAAAGAUUAGGAAAUUACCCCAAAGAAAUAUUUUUCCAGCUGUGACGUAAUCACCACACAUAAGAUUCCAUGCGCACAGUUGAUGGACUACUUAGGCAGCAGUUUUGUUAAACCUGGUGCAUCUUGCCUCUUUGGGAGUGGGCUCUUUUGGAGUCUGCCAGUUUUACUGUUCAGUUACUCUAAUCUUGUGAUGCCUGGAAACUUGAUUAUUUUACAGCAGCUCUUGUACUUUUCAAUAUAUUUUCAUAAUGAGUUAUAUUUGUCAUUUAGACCAUUUAACAACUCUGGGAAGUAAAAUGGCAUCAGAAGACGAGGGUUAUUUCUUGAAUUUAACUCGUUACAAUAAAAAGACAAAUUGAUAAA
Molecule: messenger RNA, 2192 nt
Organism: Choloepus didactylus (southern two-toed sloth)
Lineage: Eukaryota; Metazoa; Chordata; Mammalia; Pilosa; Megalonychidae
Product: magnesium transporter NIPA2-like
Exons: 1
Coding region: 229-1308 (359 amino acids)
Biological process (GO): magnesium ion transport
Cellular component (GO): membrane
Molecular function (GO): magnesium ion transmembrane transporter activity
Source: RefSeq, a predicted model, not a curated record